AUGGCUACACCAAACGUGUCGGUGGCAUCAGCCAGUCUCACGGCGUUUGCAGUGGGCACUGCUGCCUUCUGGGGAUACUUCCACCGCGCUGAGUGUCACAUGCACGCAUUCACAUAUUUGAACAGCUUCCUGGUGUCGUAUGUUGCUUUGGCAGUAUACCUCUGCAAAGUCAGUCUUCUGGACAUUCCCUCGGCUGCUGCUCUGUCGACGUCAGCGGCCGCAGCAUUCCUGGCUGGAGCAUAUGGCAAUUGCAUGAUCUUCCGCCUUUUUCUGAACCCAUUGAACAGUUUCCCCGGUCCAUAUUCCGCAAGGAUCUCUGACUUGUGGUUGUCGACCCAGCUAGGCAAUUCGGAUGGCUUCUACUGGCUGCAGAAGAUGCACAAGAAGCAUGGGAAGUUUCUACGCAUUGGCUCGAACAGCUUGUCGAUCAUCGAUCCUGACGCCAUGGAGCUGUCCUACGGGGCCAAGUCGAAGGUCACCAAGGCGAUCUGGUACGACAAUGACAAGCCUCUGACGAGUAUGCACACAUCCCGUGACCGAGGCCUCCACGACCGCCGACGACGUGUCUGGGCACCAGCAUUCUCCGAGAAAGCACUGCGGGACUAUGAGACUGAGAUUCAGAAGCUCAACACGAAGCUGGUCGAUCAAAUUGGAAAGCACAAUGGCAAGCCGGUUAACGUUACGAAGUGGUUCAACCUAUUCUCGUUCGACGCAAUGGGUCUGCUAGCUUUUGGUCGCGACUAUGGCAUGCUCGAUACAGGCGAGAAGCGACAUGAGCUGGAAAUGUUGGACGAGGGCAUGCAGCCAUUGGCAUACCGACUCCCAAGCUGGUUCUUCCGAAUGCUCACUAAGAUCCCUGGUCUUUCUGCCGGCUACCAGAAGUUCGUAAACUUCUGCAUCAACGAGCUGACAUGGAGGGUGAAGCAUGCUGAGGAAAAGAAGCGUGACACAGACAUCAUGGGCUGGCUCCUGAAGGCUUACAAGGAUGUCCCAAACCCAGAAGCCGACACUAUGCUCCAAGCCGAUGCGCGAUUGAUCAUUGUGGCGGGUAGCGACACUACAGCUGCGACGUUGACAUAUCUCUUCUUCCAUCUCGCAAGCAACCCUGACCAGGUCAGGAAGCUUCGGGGAGAGGUUGAUGCGAAGACUCAAGGAGAAUGGCAAGAGAGUGAUAUCCGUACCUGCAACCAUCUCAAUGGCUGCAUUAACGAGGCUCUGCGCUUACAUCCUCCCGUUCCAUCUGGCGUGAACCGUCUCACACCACCAGAGGGUAUGAAAGUCGGUGAUACCUGGGUACCUGGCAACGUCACUUUCAUCACACCACAAUAUGUCAUGGGACGAGACGAACGCAUCUACGCCGAAGCCGACUCCUUCGUCCCCGAACGCUGGUACUCACAAGAAGACAAGAUCAAGCACAAGGACGCCUUUGCUCCUUUCAGCAUGGGUCCAUACGGCUGUAUUGGAAAGAACCUGGCCUUUAUGGAGCUGCGAACGCUUACGACACGGUUGAUUCAGACAUUUGAUAUCAAGUUGGCGCCGAAUGAGGAUGGGUUCAGGUUGUUGAAUAAGACGAAGGAUCAUUUUACCGUUGAUCUGGGGGAUGUUGAAAUUGUGUUUACGCCGAGGGCUUGA
This is a messenger RNA of Fulvia fulva, 1632 nucleotides long. RefSeq names its product Cytochrome P450 monooxygenase. Gene Ontology annotation, molecular function: heme binding; iron ion binding; monooxygenase activity. The record is from RefSeq and is a predicted model, not a curated record. The transcript is spliced from 2 exons. Bases 1 to 1632 code for a protein of 543 amino acids. NCBI's taxonomy places the organism in Eukaryota, Fungi, Ascomycota, Dothideomycetes, Mycosphaerellales, Mycosphaerellaceae.